AGCAGUAGCAGCCUUGGUAGAAGCCAGAGCCUGGUAGCAUUGGCUGCAAUCAAAGGAGCUGGCUUUGUAGACCAGCUCAGCUGCUAGGACAGUGAUGAGGUGCAGCAACCACGGCAUUGUCAUUUUCUGGAAGACACACAGAUAGAAAAGAACUGAGAGAGAAAGAGAGAGAGUUGAAGACGGUACACUGCAGAUGAACCAAAGAAGACCCAGGUGAUGACCUGAAGACAUUAUGUCGGAGGUCCAGGGAACGGUUGACUUUUCUGUGGAACUGCACAAAUUCCAUAAUGUGGAUCUCUUCCAGAGAGGGUAUUACUUGGUGCAUGCAAGUUUGAAAGUCCCAUCUAGAAUCCCACAUCGAUUGUUGACAUCUAUUGUGGAACAAACAGGUAAUUCAAUCCUUUGCUCUGCCUGCAUCCAUGACAACAGCGUCUAUAGCAGGGUCUUUCAGAUCUUGUACAGGAAUGAAGAGAUUGUUAUUAAUGAAUCCAUGAACUUCAGGGUUCAUCUUCUUCUGGAUGGUGAAAAGGUAGAAGAAGCAUUAUGUGAAGCAGAUUUUCAACUGAAGCUUGAUCUGCAGUUUACAGACAGUGAGCAACAGCUGAGAGAUGUCACUGCCAUCCCAGUGAUAAGCAGUCGCACUUUGGGGCUUCAUUUCCACCCGAAGCAAGGCCUGCACCAUCAUGUCCCUGUCAUGUUUGACUACUUCCAUUUGUCCGCAAUCUCCAUUACUCUCCAUGCCUCUCUGGUGGCUUUACAUCAACCUCUCAUCAGCUUUACUCGUCCAGGGAAAGGCACAUGGCUUGGCAAAGGCAACAUGGAAAUGGGACCAGAUCUGACGGGGAUGUCACUAGAAAAUCUGGUGUUUGGAGCUGGCUACUGCAAGCCUGCUGCUUCAGAGGGCAACUUUUAUGUGCCAUCUGAAAACUGUAUGCAACAUGCACACAAGUGGCAUAGAGACCUUUGCUUCCUUCUCUUGAAUGCAUGUAGAGGGCUUCAUGUUCAUUAUGCCAUCAUAAAGAAAGAGAUUCCCAGUUUGCCACAGCUGAAGCCAGAGGAACUUGCUGUAGAAGAAACACUUUCACAACUUUCCUCAGAGCUGCAGAUGCUGAACAAUCCUGAAAAGAUAGCAGAGCAGAUCAGCAAAGACCUUGCCUGGCUCUGCUCCCAUCUUUUGGCCCUGUGGACCCAGUUUUUAGAGGUUGUAACGUUGCAUUCUGAUGUCACAGCCUAUCUUGUUCAGGAGCAUCACACUCUAAGGGUAAGAAGAUUCUCUGAGGCUUUCUUUUAUGCUGAGCAUCAAAAGCUUGCUGCAUUGACUUUCCAAGAAAGCACUAUCCAGAGUCACAGCCAGGUUUCAUCAGAAGUCCGAAACUCUGAGUACCUCACCAGCAUGCCACCUUUGCCUGUAGAGUGCCUCGACAUAGAUGGAGACUGGAGCACAUUACCCAUUAUCUUUGAAGACCGAUAUGUAGAUGUCCCCUACAAAGUUCAGGACUUAGACAUUUUGUCAAACUUUGUGGCUUCUGCUGUGGAUAGUUUGCAAGUGGACUUAGAUAAAAAUGGAGAGCCUUCUUCAAACAAUGGCAUUGCUUUAGCAAAGGGAGAUUUCAGAAAUGAUGCUCCAUUCAUCAUCCAUACAGAUAGGAUAAAUGGAAAAUCAAUGUACACCUGCAACUAUCCAGAAGAAGGUUGCUCUAUAGUCAAGAGUUUCAAAGAUCAUUCUGUGACUCAGGUACAUGUAAUGAAUGGAGAUGUCCAGUCACAUAAAAUUGAAGCCAAACAAGCAAGCAGUGAUUUGCAAUCAGAUUUCCUAAAAGAUUUUUCAGAAGACUUUAACAUACCAAUGGAAUUAUCAGAAAACAACAAUAGACGCACAACAGAGGUGGAAUAUUUGAACAUGGACUCUUUGUAUAAUAGUGCCCACCAAAGAGGACCAAUGCUAGUCAUGGCUUCUAUGUAUGACAGUGGCACACAUGAACACCACAAACUUAGAGACAAAACUGUAUUGAGCCAAGAAGCUAAAAUAAAUAAUUGUGGGUCUAUUGUCAUCUCAGACAAACUAACAUCAGAUGAACAAAAUGGCCAUGAGAAACAAUUUGAUCAGGGUGAUGAUUCAGUAUUGCCUGUUUUGGGAGGCUUUGAUGUAAAUGAUCAUUUUGGCUUGCAGAACCAAACAGAAGAUGUUGAAGGGGUCAAAUCUUUUCAGAAGAAGGAGAGAGUGCAGGAUUGUGAAGAAUUUAGCUCCAGGUCAGGGGUCAUCAAGAGAUCUUCAUCCCUAAUUUCAGACUCAGGAAUCGAAAGUGAGCCAAGUUCUGUGGCUUGGUCUGAUGCAAGGAGCAAGGCCCUGGAAUUGCCCAGUGACCGGGAGAUUCUUCACCAGCUUGUCAGAAGGCACACAAUUCAUCGGAACUCUCUGGAGGGCAGACACACUGAAAGCAAUACAAGUUUGCCAAGUGGCAUACAAGCCUCACUCACAUCAAUUAGCUCCUUGCCAUAUGAGGAGGAAGAGCAGGAGGUGGAACCCAACAAACUGACAAAAUCUAUCUCUGCUCCUCAGAUCAGUAGCCCUGAGGAGACUGUAGAAGACAUGGAUCUAUCCAAAUAUACUAAAAUAAUCUCAGACAUUGUUGAGGGGUCCUAUGUGGAAACAGGGUGUGCCAGCAUGACCAUAACAGAAAGUAUAUCCACUUGUCAGAAUGGUGGAGAAAAUGAAGGACCACCACUACCCCUUGCUACAAUGGAGCAUUUCAAAUCUGAACAAAAUAGUGACAGUUGUCAAUUCCCAGAAGCAUUUGAAGAUGCUUCAGAGAUGGACUGUAGUUUGGAAACAGCAGCAGAAAUUCUUUCCCUAAAGCAGAAUCAUGAUCCAAAUGGCACAGUGGAACACCAGUUGCCAAACAGAAAAGUGGAAGACAACUUGGGAAGGGCAAAUGUCUACUUAGGCACAAAUACAACUCAUCUCAAUGAAUACACUAAUGAAGCAAAUGUGCACAAAGGCUGCAGGUUGUAUUCCACAGAUGUUGAGGCAUUCUCAGACUGUGAGACCCAUGCGUCAGACCUUACCCAUACCAUGCCUGUUUCAACAGUGGUGGUAUCAGGUUCUAUCCCCACACAGAGGUCCUGUGGUAGCCCAUUUGUCAAUGCCAAGACAGCAGCAUGUAGUGCAGAAAUCCACAAUUUACAAGAAAUUGAACUGGAUAACAGAUCUGAGUGUGGAACCUCUUGUGCUGAAUUGGAAAAUAAAGAGCUCAACACUGUGUCAUCAAACAGUACAGGAUUCCAUUCGGUGGUACCAGAGACACUGGUGCUUGAGAGCAAAAAGGCCAUUGAAGGAGUCAAUUUAUCUGUUUCUUGCACAGCCACCUGUCUUCCGUUUUCUUCUGUUCUCAAAGAGAGCCCACCAACAGCAGGCUUCUCCUCCAAACAGGUUACCUCUCCUAUUACACAUCAACCAAUGGGUUCCUUUGGAGUCAUUUCUUGUGAGUCCAGUGAUGUGGAUGAAGAGAUCAAUGAAAGAAUGCUAAGUUUUUAUCAGGCCAAAGAAAAAUUUAAAAAGGAACUGAAGACUGAAGGAUAUCUGUACAGUGAUUUAUCUGUACUAGCUUCUGAUGUCCCAUAUUUUCCACCAGAGGAAGAGGAAGAAAAUUUGGAAGAUGGGAUUCACCUGGUGGUCUGUGUUCAUGGGCUGGAUGGUAACAGUGCAGACCUCCGGUUGGUAAAAACUUUCAUUGAGCUGGGUCUUCCUGGAGGAAAGCUUGAUUUCCUGAUGUCAGAAAGGAACCAGACAGAUACAUUUGCAGACUUUGAUACAAUGACCGACCGUUUGCUGGAUGAGAUUAUUCAGCACAUUCAGUUGUACAACUUGUCGAUAUCACGAAUAAGCUUUAUCGGUCAUUCCCUUGGUAACGUCAUCAUCCGAUCGGUAUUAACCCGGCCCAGGUUUCGGUAUUACCUCAACAAGCUACACACUUUCUUGUCUCUUUCUGGGCCUCACUUAGGAACACUGUACAACAACAGUACUUUAGUUAGUACAGGGCUGUGGCUGAUGCAGAAGCUCAAAAAAUCUGGGUCACUGUUGCAGCUAACCUUCAGAGACAAUACAGAUCUGCGGAAAUGUUUCCUCUAUCAGCUCAGCCAAAAAACAGGUCUCCAGUAUUUCAAAAACGUUGUUCUGGUGGCCUCCCCUCAAGAUCGUUAUGUACCAUUUCAUUCUGCAAGAAUAGAAAUGUGUAAAUCUGCACUGAAAGACAGACAUACAGGUCCAGUGUAUGCCGAGAUGAUCAACAACCUCCUCCAGCCAGUCAUUGGGGCCAAAGACUGCACUUUGAUCCGCCAUGACGUGUUCCAUGCCUUGCCAAACACAGCCAACACGCUGAUCGGGCGGGCUGCGCAUAUAGCAGUGUUGGAUUCUGAACUCUUCUUGGAGAAAUUUUUUCUUGUGGCAGGACUAAGUUAUUUCAAAUAGUAUCAAAAGCCUCAGGGAAACAAAGGAGGCCUUGUGUACAAUGGCAUGAGAUUUCUGGGCCAAGAAAGUGUUAUAUUGUUUGGGAUUAAUGGAGGAUGCCAGUGGCAAGGUGGGACACAGACACACAUACCCAUACCCUACUUAUUUUGGGAAAGAAUCAAGUGCUUUGUCUGUUAGGCAUUUAAAGGGCCAAAUAUUGGUGCUUUUUGGAAGAUGUAAACAUCUACAUGUUAAAUUACUUUGUCUUUUUCUGUUGGUUCAAUCACCUUUACAAAUUGGUCUAGGCGUCCUGAGGAUAAGAUUACAAAUCUGCCUCUGACUGGAUCCAGCAUCAUUCUCUCAUCUCCAUUAUGAAAGAAAAAUCCAUCUAGCUAUGAGUUGCCUUAGUUGAUUUAACACUGAUUUGUUUAAUAGAAGUAUUAUUUUGUUUUCUAGACCUGUGUGUGUGCACAGUUUGUGUGGCUAAACAGUAAGAAGCAAACAUAAUACUCAGGUUAUUUUCUUUUAUGGUGAAUCAGAAAAUGAAGGGAGGAAGAGUUAUAGUUAGGGAUAGAAAAUGGUGAGUUUGCUGAACUCUUUGAUAGUUUCAAAGAGAACAUUCAUAUGCAGCAUAUGAAAACCCCAGCUUGGCAGCAGUAAUAAAAUACCUUCUGUACUUUCUAGGUGUCAGCAUGGAACU
Molecule: messenger RNA, 5147 nt
Organism: Sceloporus undulatus (fence lizard)
Lineage: Eukaryota; Metazoa; Chordata; Lepidosauria; Squamata; Phrynosomatidae
Gene: FAM135B
Product: family with sequence similarity 135 member B
Exons: 20
Coding region: 233-4468 (1411 amino acids)
Source: RefSeq, a predicted model, not a curated record